CCUGCCCUGCCAACCAACUGCCUCUCCCACUUAAACGCAACCGCCCACACACGGAAAAGCGACGACGAGCACAACCGCCGCCUCGCGUGCGCAGAGAUCGAAGAGCCCGAGGAACCAGCCAGCCGAGAUGGUGCUCGCGGCAGGGGUCCAGCGCGCCGCGGCGCUCGUGGCGCUCCUCGCCGUCACCGCCGCCACCGCCGACGACUUCUUCUCCCCGCUCGCCCCGAUCUUCGCGCCCGUCAUCAACUCGAUCUGCAGCACGGUGGCGUGCGGGAAGGGGAACUGCACGGUGGCGCCGGGGACGCUGGGGUACAGGUGCGAGUGCGACCCGGGCUGGACGCAGCUCCACGUCGGCGACGAACUCAGGUUCCUGCCUUGCGUCAUCCCCAACUGUUCCAUUGACAGCUCAUGUUCCAACGGUUCAUCAGCACCAGCACCAACGCCUUUGCCAGCACCUAAAAACUUCUCACUCAACCCAUGUGAAUUAGCAUACUGUGGCACCGGAGGCACGUGCAGGAACGGCUCUGGUCUCAGCUACCACUGUGAGUGCAAGGAGGGUUACAGCAACCUUCUCAACAUGACCACAUUGCCUUGCUUUCAGAACUGUUCCAUCGGUGCAGAUUGCUCAAGAAUAGGGAUCCUUCCCUUCUCAAACUCUUCCAACAAAUCCCCUGCACCACCCAGCUCGGAGAGCAUUUCUAACAAUGGCAUUGCAGCAGCGCCAGGAUCCAUUUCACAGCGAAUUUUAAUGCCGCUGCUGCUGAUAGUCUCACUGGCCGUGAGUCAGGUGAUAUAGAUGGACGAUGGAGCAUCGCACGGUAGCCCUAGACUAUUUUUAUCCACGGGACAGCAUAGAGUUGAUAGCUUGUUAGGAUUAAACUUUUGGGAUGUGUGCUAUACUGCUGCAGGAUUGCAUUUGAUGGUUGAUUUCCACUGUAGAUGUUAGAGACUUGAUCAGUUUAUCUGGAUGUGGAAUAAAUGUUUCUGUGAAUAAUCGAGUAACUUUACUGUUUAUGGGAUGCCUGCGUUGCUGCA
Molecule: messenger RNA, 1035 nt
Organism: Setaria italica (foxtail millet)
Lineage: Eukaryota; Viridiplantae; Streptophyta; Magnoliopsida; Poales; Poaceae
Product: neurogenic locus notch homolog protein 3
Exons: 6
Coding region: 128-796 (222 amino acids)
Source: RefSeq, a predicted model, not a curated record